Messenger RNA from Dreissena polymorpha, 2505 nucleotides. RefSeq names its product probable E3 ubiquitin-protein ligase IRF2BPL. Gene Ontology annotation, cellular component: nucleus. Gene Ontology annotation, biological process: regulation of transcription by RNA polymerase II. The coding region runs from base 531 to 2303 and encodes 590 amino acids. NCBI's taxonomy places the organism in Eukaryota, Metazoa, Mollusca, Bivalvia, Myida, Dreissenidae. The transcript has a single exon. The record is from RefSeq and is a predicted model, not a curated record. Gene Ontology annotation, molecular function: transcription corepressor activity.
AUUUGCCGAUCCAGGUCAUCUCACGCUUCAGACGGAAUUUUUAUUAUCGCGAUGAUUAACAGCUGAGUGUUUAUGAUUCCGUAAUUUUAAAUGGAAAAUCUAUGCGCGCUGUGACAUUUUUCUGAAGAAAUUUGUUAUCAACGAAAAAAGCGCUUGUGGCAUAUUUGUCAUCGCGAGGUGUAUUUGCCCUGUAUCCAUUUUAUCGUGGCGUGACGUCACGAAGUACUUGGCAGGUUGUCAAAUCGAAUAUUGUCGUCUGCGCUUAAACAAUUCGCGGUGAAUGUUGGCAGUCGAGCGUACAUCUUCAACACAGCUCAGUUGUUCGUUGUGCGCUGUAGGAUACGCACGUAUUUUAAGCAGUCGGAAAACGAACGAUUAUUCACACGAUUGCCAACUUGUUGUAUAUUAAGGCAGGUAUUUGUGCUAUGUCGUGAUUACUACCGUUGUGUUAUUAUUCACGCGGAAGUGGGACUAUGUUUAAGUAAUAGAGUAAAUAGUGCAAGGACUUACAGUAAUUUAUACGUGCCGAGAUGUCGCUGUCAAAUCGCUCGCAGCGGCAACAAUGCUAUUUGUGCGACCUGCCGAGGAUGCCUUGGGCAAUGGUACAGGACUUUUCCGAGGCCGUGUGCCGCGGGUGCGUUAAUUAUGAAGGUGCAGACAGGAUAGAAAUGGUGUUGGAUUUAGCGAGACAAAUGAAGCGCGCGACCGGGUUUAAUGAGUCGCGCAGCGGCCCCAUGAAGCCCAGUCCCCUCGGACCGAUGCCGCCACAUCCGCGCACUCACCACGAACUUCCGGUUGCAAUGGAGCCCCCGAUUCGCGGGCAUCCUGGGGCGCCCUACGGUGAGCGAUUCGAACGAUCUCGACCGAUGGUUGGCGAGUUCAAUGGGUUACCCCAGGGUAUGAUCCAGAACGGCUCCCAGGUAUCCAGUCAAGACGGGAAGUCGGAACUCCAUCGGAGCACGCACGGCGUCCCCACAUCGCGUGCAAUGAACUACCCGCCGGGCUACCAUCCUUCGAUACACGGGCCUCUAAUGAGCGGACCUCCACCUGCGCACAACAUCAGCCAGGGACGGCCGAUUACAAAUGGUAACGGGGCGGUGAAGGAUGAAGAAGAUAAUUCAAAUCCGAGCGGAGAUGAACUAUGGAAACGGAGAUCACCGGAAGAUAAACGUCCACCAAAUGUACGAGAUAACUUGGCAAUUCUUGCCACUGUCGUACCUUUUGAAACUCGUUAUAAGAAGGACCCCACUGUUUGCGGGCGCGUCAUCGGGUUCGACGUUCAGACCAAGGCAGCUAAUGAAUACGAACUGAAGGUUUUUACGGAGUAUCCGAUGGGUUCAGGGAAUGUGUUCUCAAAUAUCUCAGCGCUUUCGAAGCAGAUGACACAGGACGCCUCCACAAAGGACGCAUCUCGCGGGAUCCCUCCACCCGGACUGCGAAGUCUCGAGUACGAAAUGAAACACGGCAGUGGGGACUGGCGACCUCUUUCCGAAUUGUUAACCGACAACGUGAGAAUAUUCAAAGAGCCGCUAAAGAAAGAACUGUUACCCACUUUGUACAUCAACACAAGCCUCCCACCAGUUCCAAGCGCAUCGAUGUAUAAAAUGCCGGCUGGUAGGGCGGCGUACCCUCUUAGGGGAAGCGGAGGAUUCCCUGAACAAAACGGCCGGAAGCGGAAGGGGACUCCAGACCCCGAUAGUGACCAAACAGAUCCCAUGUCUAAGCGUCAGUGGUAUCCUAGUCAUUCCGAAGCGAUGAAGAUGGCGGGUUACCCUCAAAAUUCACCGCCCAUUGGAAACCACGCGCCGAGUCCGCCCUCGGGAUCAGUUCCGGGACCUUCCGGUCAGAAUGGUCCCUCGCCAAUGGCGGCCCUUAUGAAUGUUACCGACACUUUAACCGGCGUUCCACCGUCGGUUCGUGAAAUGAACGGACGGGUUUCGAUCAACGGCACCCGUCACAAUAUCCAUUCCCCGUCAGCUCUACAGAGAGGACGCGACGGACACGGGAACCUGUCGGAAUCGGGGGCAAAUCCGGAAUCUCUUAAGUGUACAAUAUGUCAGGAAAGACUCGAGGAUACGCAUUUCGUUCAGUGUCCGUCUGUAAGUGAACAUAAGUUCUGUUUCCCGUGCUCCAGAAACAGCAUUAAGUUACAGGGCGCGGGAUCGGAGGUGUAUUGCCCCAGUGGGAAGAAGUGCCCCCUCGUGGGCUCGCACGUGCCCUGGGCGUUCAUGCACGGUGAGAUUGCCACCAUUCUGGGCGAGGAUUACAAAGAGACAAAAAUAAAGAAAGAGAUGGACUCGUGAACACGGAGUGUUCGUAUACAUAAACGUCUGAAUGCUGUUGCUUUCUCGUUAUUUUAAGCAUUUUUUUACAUUUCAAUAUUUAUUAAUUUUCAUCGAAAAUACUUGUUAAACAUUCCUGUUUUGUGAAUCGUAAUGUCUAAAGUGCUUUUACUAUGUGAUUUUGUUAUAGUUUUAUUACCUAUCAUAUACAGUGUGGUAUGUA